AUGAUAUCUAAGUUAGGCAAGAAGGAAUAUAACUAUGAUUACAAGAAGAACAAAUUUUGCUCAAAGAAAUUUGACAACUUCGGUAGCGGAGACAAGAAGAAGUGCUACAGUUGUGGUGACUAUGGUCAUAUGGCAUAUGAUUGCCCUCAUCCCGACAAGAGAAAUAAGAAUAAGAGCAAGUCAAAUGAUACAAGUGAUGAUGAGGACAAGUACAAGAAGAAGAGUCUAGAUAAUGGGAAGAAGAAGAAGCUCUUCAAGAAGGGUCAAGGCCGCAAGGCUUACAUGGUUGGUGAAUGGGUCUCUGGCGAGAGCUCAAGUAAUGAUUCAAGCGAAGAUGAAGACAACAACUUCACAGGUCUCGCCAUCACCAAUGAUCUACCACUUCCUCCACCAAUUAUGUGCCUUAUGGUAAAAAGUAACAACAAGGUGAGUAGUAAGGAUGAUGAUAAUAAUAAUGACAAUGAUGGUCUUUUUCCCUAA
This is a messenger RNA of Phragmites australis (common reed), 480 nucleotides long. RefSeq lists its product as uncharacterized. The coding region runs from base 1 to 480 and encodes 159 amino acids. The transcript has a single exon. Gene Ontology annotation, molecular function: zinc ion binding; nucleic acid binding. Lineage: Eukaryota; Viridiplantae; Streptophyta; Magnoliopsida; Poales; Poaceae. The record is from RefSeq and is a predicted model, not a curated record.